Molecule: messenger RNA, 1914 nt
Organism: Populus trichocarpa (black cottonwood)
Lineage: Eukaryota; Viridiplantae; Streptophyta; Magnoliopsida; Malpighiales; Salicaceae
Product: patatin-like protein 2
Biological process (GO): lipid metabolic process
Molecular function (GO): glycerophospholipase activity; monoacylglycerol lipase activity
Source: RefSeq, a predicted model, not a curated record
CUUACUUUUCUUCAAAGAUGCUUUUAUCACAAGCCUAUUAUCCUUAGCUAUGGAGAAACUUCCAUGUAGCAAAAUUUUAUGUAGCCUAUUUUGAAUUCGUAGCUGCCUUCGGCCUUAAUUCAUGAUUUGAUAUUAACAUGACUUGAUUCUUUCUAAUUGAUUACUUGCAUCUAAAAACAUCAAAUUGGGUUUGUAGAAUUUUUGGACUACGUAGAAAAUCCCGAAUUUCAUAAGGACUUGAAGUCUAUAAAUACCUCCACAUCCCCUUUGGAGACUCCAAGUUUCAACACUUAACUAGAUUUCAGUACUUGCUUGUCGACCUCCCAAACUCUUAGAAAGUUUAAGCUAAAUUACUUCUCUAAUAACUCUUCGAUUUCUAGGUCUCUUAAUUUUCUUAUUAUAUUUUCAGCAUUUCUUUCUCAGUAUUGCUCAUAUGGAAACUCCAAGAUCACUCAUUCAACCUCCAACUUAUGGAAGCCAAAUCACUAUUCUUAGCAUUGAUGGAGGUGGAAUAAGAGGCAUUAUUCCAGGAACCAUCCUUUUCUUUUUGGAGUCUGAGCUUCAGAAGCUGGAUGGCGCAGAUGCAAGACUUGCAGACUACUUUGAUGUGAUUUCAGGGACAAGCACUGGUGGACUCUUGACUGCUAUGCUAGCUGCCCCAAACAAGCAAAACCGCCCUUUGUUUGCUGCCAAAGACAUUAAUGCCUUCUACCUUGAGAACAGCCCUAAAAUCUUUCCUCAAGACGGAUCUCCAUUUGCCUCAGCUGAAAAUCUGAUCAAGACUUUGAAAGGACCAAAAUAUGAUGGGAAAUUUUUACAUAGCAUUGUCAAGGAAAAGUUGGGAGACACACGGUUGCACCAGACCUUGACAAAUAUUGUGAUCCCUACUUUUGAUAUCAAGAACCUCCAGCCAACAAUCUUUUCUAGCUAUCGGGUGAAGAACAACCCAUCCACGGAUGCCCUUUUAUCUGAUAUAUGCAUUGGAACUUCAGCCGCCCCAACUUAUCUCCCUGCUUAUUAUUUCCAAACCAAAGAUCCAUCAGGCAAUGUUAGAGAAUUCAAUCUUAUUGAUGGUGGUGUGGCUGCAAAUAAUCCAACUUUAGUUGCCAUAAGUGAAGUUUCAAAAGAAAUCAAUCGGUAUAAUCCUGACUUCUUCCCCAUAAAACCAAUGGAAUAUGACCGAUUUCUAGUCCUGUCUUUGGGAACUGGUACAGCAAAAUCAGAAGGAAAGUAUGAUGCAGAUGAAGCAGAGGGUAUCUUGGGAUGGUUGACUAGUGGCCAUUCUACUCCAUUAGUGGAUGUUUUUACACAAGCUAGUGGGGACAUGGUUGACUUUCACCUUUGCACUGUUUUUCAAGCCCUUAAAUCGGAAGACAAUUAUCUUCGAAUUCAGGAUAAUACAUUGACUGGAACACUCUCAUCUGUGGAUGUUGCCACCAAAGAGAAUUUGCAGAAUCUUGUGAAAGUGGGUGAAGAAUUGUUGAAGAAAUCAGUAUCAAGAGUUAAUUUAGGCACUGGAGUCUUUGAACCAAUUAAUAAGAUGACAAAUGAAGAGGCUCUCAUAGAGUUGGCUAAAUUACUCUCAAGGGAGAAGCAUCUUCGUGAGGCCAGGUCACCAGUUGGAAAUUAAAUCUACCACUUUAAAAUAAUUUGGCAAUUUGGUUCUUUGUUUCUAGAAAAUUAGUUAGAUGCUAAUAAAUUUGGAAGUAAUUAUUGUACUUAAUUGUUUAGAUUGUAAUUAAGCUUUUCUUUGAAUAAAGAUGCCAUGCACAUGGUAUCGCAUAUGAUUUUAUUUUAUUUUUAUGAAUUUUAAUCUAUAAAACUAGUAUAAAUAGAUUUUUUUUAGUUUGUAUUUCAACAUAUUAUUUGAAAAGAAAAUAUUCAAUUAUAAAGAUUUAAAUUAGAGUUUCUAUA